Messenger RNA from Dalotia coriaria, 6077 nucleotides. Its product is annotated as breast cancer type 2 susceptibility protein-like. Bases 294 to 5861 code for a protein of 1855 amino acids. The transcript has 9 exons. NCBI's taxonomy places the organism in Eukaryota, Metazoa, Arthropoda, Insecta, Coleoptera, Staphylinidae. Gene Ontology annotation, biological process: double-strand break repair via homologous recombination; regulation of DNA-templated transcription. Gene Ontology annotation, cellular component: nucleus. The record is from RefSeq and is a predicted model, not a curated record.
CGUAAUGUGUUGUGUCGUAUUGUUGCAAAUCUUAUUUUGCUAUUACUAAGUUUAUAAUACAGGUUUUAAUAUGUGUUUCUGAAUUGCCCCGGACAUGUUGUAUAUUGUGAGUUGUUAUUUCUCCUACGGCGCUUGCGUAGCAUAAAUACAAAAUACAACAAUCUUUGUUUUCCUAACCGCUUCAAACCUUUCAAAUCUAAUUUUCAAUUUCCAAACAUGUCACACGAAAAUCUCUAAAAAUACAAAUUCGCUCAUCGUAUUCUUCUUUGAUGUACUUUUUCUAAGCCAUUAAUAUGAUUUCACCAAGAAAACAAGAUCAUGAAGAUGAUAAAGAAUUAAGUCUUUCUCCUGUCCUCACAAGAAAACGCUUCUCGAGAAAACAUGUGAAUCGUAAGUUUUACAAACCUUCUACUUCGCCAGAUGCAAAGCCAAAUAUACCAUCACCCACAAAGUCUCCUAAUUCAUAUAUACCAGUGCCUGUUAAAGAUUACAUUAAAAAUGCAGUACAUUCAGUUAAUAUUCAUCAUUCAGAUGAGCACAGUACAAGUUGCAGCAGUUUGACAAACUUUAAGCAACAGGUGAUUAAAAAUUGUGCUAUAUCAAGUGUGUUAUCACCUAAUAAAAGCCCUAUAAUAGUGAAUAAUCAAGUUUCAAUAUCAGAAGGCUCAAUUAAAAAUAAAAAGAGUUCUCCUAAACACAUAUUUCAAGAGUGUUCACAAAAUAAAGUAAAAUGUGCCUCUGGAGGAUUUGGAGAUAUGUCUGAAGAUGAAUUUCAUCAGUUUCAUAGUAAACAUUUGUUAAACAUUCCUAGAAAAGUAUUGGAUAUGCUUUAUGAGAAUAGCAAGUUUGCAGAAGGCAGUAAAACAACUGUAGAAUCUGAUACAUCACCUUGCCUGUCACCAUCCAGCAAAGAAUCGAUAUCUAGUCCGCGGAAUAUUUCCAAAAGGCCUAUCCAAACAUUACCACAGUGCAUUAAAGAAGAGGAUACUGAUAAAGAAGCUUGCAGUCAACCAAACUAUAAUGAUAGUACCGAUGAAUCGGUUGCACAUGUACCGCAAUACCAGUUUAUUCCAACAAAUAAUUGUAAAAACAAAGUGAAAAGUUCGUUUCUAACUAAAAAUGUAUUUGAUAAUUCACAAGUUGAUGAGCAUAUUGAAACAGAAAAAAGAAAUUUUAGUUUGUCACCUGAUUUACAGCGUGUGAUUCGAACGUGGACCGAAGAUGAAAAGAUAAUCGCUAACACCAAUCCUGAAAGAGCGCAGCGUGACGUCAGCGGAAACUUGUUUGGUAACCAUAGCAACGACUACAGUAACCAUGGGAACGCCAAACAACGGAGUGAAAUCCCGUUGCUUGGUUUCUCCUCCGAAGAAAUUGAAUUAAUCGAGAAGAAGUACCAAAGGUGUAAAGAAUAUUUAAAUUCAAUGGGUAAUAAGAAGAAUAAACUUAAACGACCAAGCGUCAAGAAAGUAGUGCAACAUACAAAACCAACACAAGGUAAUAAACAUGUAUUAAAUGAGAAUAGUAUAAUGGCGGUUUCAUCUCCUGUAAAUCAAACCAAACUCAAAUCACAAAAUGACAUCGUUAUUAAUGGCGUCGAAGUUGAGAAAAAAGAUGAUUCUAUUGCGCUGGCUGCUAACAAUCGGGUACAGAUUUGUAUAGGUAAUAAUCGAAUUCAAAUUAAUAUCAAAGCCGAUAAAAAACCGACAUCUUCUGAAACAUCUAAUGUACCUAAUAAGCAAGAUAGUCAGUCGACGGGUAAAUCCAUUGAAAUGCCUUCUGCAAACUCUGGAGAUAUAAAGAGUCAUGGUUUCUGGAGUGGUAGCAUCGACGAUUGUAAACACAAUGAUAAACUACCAAAUACUCUAAACAAGAUUGAGAAACUUGUUGCUUCGAUGCGUUCACCGUGUGUUGCGAAAAGUUCAGCAUCAAAUAAUUCAAUCAUCAACGGGAUUACCGAACUUUCCAGUAGUGGUUUUAAGUCAGGAUCAGGACAGGCUCUAUGCAAGACGGAACCUCUUGAAGAAAGCAGUAAAUAUAGCGGAGUAAUUAACAAGAGUAUUUCUUUCGAUGCAGCCUGCGGGUUUCAAUCAGGUGGUGGAAAACCAAUAAAGUUAAAUGCAAGUUUAUUAAACAAGGCUUCAAAAAUGUUUGAUGACUUGAAUGGUUCUUCUACUUCUGGUAGUGGAACAACAACGAGGGGAGAAGGUUUGACAAGCACUACUGGGAGCACCUCACCCACCACUCGAUUUUCUGCUGAUGUUACAAAUACUUCUUCAGACGAAUAUAAAGCUUUUGAAAGGAAGGCGUCUCCAGUUAAAGAGAGAAAAAUUUUAAAGGCAAAGUCAUUGUUGGGUAAGCAUCGUCGUGAAAAUGAAUGCGGCGGUGGCAAGGAAAAUAUUAGAAAGACAUUAUUCAGUGAUAACUUUGAGGGUUCUAAAAAUGUUGCUGAAAUUGUGCAGUUCGGUAAUGUCCAAACAUUUAAUUUUGACUUUAACGCUGGGUUUUCGAGCGCGUCGGGUAAGAAAAUAAAUUUAUCCCCGGACAAGCUGAAGAAAGCUUCAGAAAAAUUUCAAGAUUUGGAUUUUGCGAGUCCUAAACAAGGAAAUAAUACAAAUUGUGGCGGUUUCUCCAGCGCUGCGGGUAAAAAAAUAGAAGUGGACCAUGAAAAAAUUGCAAGAGCUACAGCAAAAUAUCAUUUUUUAGAUUUUGAGAGUGCUCAACAAAAGUACGGUUUAAAAGUUGAGUCUAAAUAUCCAGAAAUGAACACCAGCGCUGUACAAACGGGAAGUAUGAAAAACUGUAAUGCGUUUGGUGGUUUUUCUAGCGCAUCCGGAAAACAGAUUGAAGUGGAUGCAGAAAAGCUUCAAAAUGCUACUUCCACAUAUCAAAACUUAGGCAUUGAUUUUGAAUCUCCGCAAAUUCAAGUACCUCCGACAAGAAAUAUAGGCGGUGGAUUUUCAAGUGCCUCGGGCAAGAAAAUAACAGUUGAUCCUGAAAAAAUAAAAUCGUUUGCCGAUAAAUUUUACGAGAAUUCUGACGUGCCUAGUACAUCAUCAACUAAAACAGCUCCCGAAUUAAUUCAAGAUGUUGUUCAGUCGUAUGACAAAGCACUGGAACGUUUGAACUCAUCAAAAAAGUUUACAUCUUUUGAUGUCACUAAAACACCAGUUAGGAAUGAUAUAAUUGAGAGUAAGAAAGAAAAUUCAACACCAAUGAAACAAGUUUCAACAAGUGGUUUAGCCAAGAAACGAUUGGGAAUGUCAAGAGUAACAAAUAUAAGUUCGAUACCUAAAGAAAAGUUAGAAAAAGCGCGAUUACUCUUUGAUGAAUGCGAUAAGGACUUAACAAUCACACCUAUGAAGAGUUUCUGCAAGACUUCAAGAGUUCACCCGUACAACACUCCUGGACCUGCUGCCAAUAAUUAUUCAACUCCUCUUAGAAAUAAUAAUUUUUUAAAUGAAAUGAGUACCAAUAGAGGAAACGAUAAGUUAAUGACAAGCACUCCAAUGGUUCAAAAGGUUAGUAAUAGAAAUUUUGAUUUAGACUUCACUCCAAUUAAAAGUAAUGGCGGCAAUAAAAUUAAUAAACGUAGGAGAAAGAGUCUUAAUCAUGAUAAUAGCGAUGAUGACUACGAUGGCAUAUUGUUGUUUUGCGAAAAAUCUAAAAGUAAUUUUCAAGAAUUGCAAAAUGAUAUCGAUGCGGAGUAUUUACGGCUUAAGCGGAAAUUGGAGAUCCUCGAAGAACGUAAGAAAGCAUUAGAAUCUCAACGGUUGGUAGUUGAUCAAUGUGAUCAUGAACAUAAAAGACCACGACUUGGUAUACUUAGCAUACGUAAAACGAAACAAAAUCGUGUUAAACUUUUGGAGUUACCAGGAAUAAUCAACCAAAAAUCAGAUUGCUAUACCAUUGAGUUUAGAAUUCAAGAAAUUACUCCGCGCAACGCUGAACAAAUUCACUUCUUGUCGUUGGUUAAUGAUAAACCUGUGGUACAUUGCCUGGACGGUGCGAAGGUCAUUCCAAAUACACAUAAUACAAUCGGCUUGACCGAGAUUAACAACGCUUUUCAAGUCAUGCCUGGCAUUGAACCCAAUUUGAUUCCCAAAGGGUGGGUUGCCAAUCAUUACAAGUGGAUCGUGUGGAAAUUGGCAUGUUACGAGAGGAGAUUUCCGGAUGGUUUAAAGGAUUCAUUGUCGGUGGAUAAUAUUAUGCAACAGUUGAAGUAUAGGUAUGAUCGAGAAAUUGAUCGGGCAAAUCGUCCUGCUAUUAGGAGGAUUAUGGAGAAGGAUGACGUUGCUAAUAAACGGAUGGUUUUAUGUAUUGCGGACAUUAUACAAAUUUGUGGUAAAAAAAUCGAAUUAAUAUUGACCGAUGGAUGGUAUCCAAUUCGGACUAGCAUUGAUCAGUUGUUAAGCCAACAAAUAUACAAAGGUAAACUUGUUGUUGGGACGAAGUUGAUGAUUCAAGGUGCGGAGAUUUUGGAUUGUGAUGAUGGGUGUCAUCCUCUUGAUGCGCCUGAUCAUGUUAAAUUGAAAAUCGGCUACAAUAACACACGUCGCGCAUUGUGGCAUCUGCGUCUUGGUUAUUAUCACAUUCCAACCCCAUUUCCAAUCCAUAUUCGGUCGAUUCAGCCUGAUGGUGGAUUGGUAGCCUGCGCUAAAGUCUAUAUUGUGAGAGUUUAUCCAAUUCGGUAUAUGGAGGAAUUUAAAGGAAUGAAAAUUUGGAGAAAUGCAAAAGCUGAAGACAAACGUUCAUCUGAAUUUGAAAGGGAACGCAUAAAGGAGCUUGAAAAGAUCAAAAGUCAAGUCUAUGAUGAGUACGAGGCUAGUCUAAAGAUGUCAUCAAUUAAAAAGUUGGAUAAAAAUCAACUGAAAACAGUAACUUGUCCAAAACAAUUGUAUCAAUUGAUUGAGGCAUCCAAUGAUCCAGAAAGUUUUUAUAGUAUGUUAAGUUCAUCACAAAAAUCCUCACUUGUGGAGUAUAAACUGAAUAAUGCAUCAGCACGCCAGAAAGAGAUCUCUGACCGCAUUUCGAAAAAAGUGGAAGAGAUGAAAUUAGCUCGGCGAGAUGUCACACCAUUGUUGAAGGUUUUGGUGACGGAUGCACUCGAAGAUAGUGCAAAGUGUACAGUGUUAAAUGUGUGGAGGCCAACAGAAGAUCAGAUACAGAUUUUGCUGGAAGAAAAUUGUAUUAGUAUAUAUAAUGUUGUUAUGAAGAGGACCUAUGAGCUGAGCACUGUGAGGCGUACCAUGUUCCGCCUUCAUGAUGGAGUUAUCAACAAACGAUGUCAACGGCAACUGCUACCGAUUUCGAUGACAACCGAUGUUUACUAUAAGCCGUUGUUUAAUGAAUUUGAUACCGUCGGAGUUAUUGUGGAAUUUACAAUCGGGGAUUAUGAGCAGGAGGUUUGGCUGGCAGAUUUUGCAGGAAGAUUAUUGUAUGUGAAAAUUGUCGAUGGACCCAAAGUGUGCUCAUUGCUUGACACAGUAAGUAUUGGUCAGUCAAUUGGACUGUGCAAUCUUGUCAUGCAUACUCCACACAACGAGUUUGGUCAAGCAUUGGCCAAUCAGUACAGCUCACUAUCACAAUUUCCGCAGCAGACGUUUCUACAGCAAGGACUGGAACUCUUUAACUCCCAACUAUCGGAUGUGGGAAAACUUGUUAAUGACUGUAAAUUGAAGAUUGAAACAUUGCGCACACUCGUGAAUCUCAAACCGAUAAACAACUAUCAGGAUAAUUCUGUGCUGCAUACGACGAAGCCGCACCUCUUUGAUGAUUCGUUAGACGAGGACGCAACAAUUCCUUCGCGACUCACGAUGUUUGACGUUGCGAUGUCGCUUAUUGACACUGACAAAUUUGUUUAGUAUAGUUUCUGAAACUUGGUGAAACAUACUUUUAAAUUCAUGUUACCUUCCAUGUUAUUUAAAACAUUGCAUAUUUUAUUUCAGAGUCUAUAUUAUUAUUUUGUUUAUGUAUCUAUCUAGUUGAAAAAGUGACUGUUUAUGUUAUGUUGAAAUUUAUAUAUCUAAAAAUAUUGAAACGAUUACAGGACUUUGCCGAAUUGGCGAUAUUGCUUUUAA